Messenger RNA from Saimiri boliviensis boliviensis (Bolivian squirrel monkey), 1495 nucleotides. It is a transcript of the gene CD40, whose product is annotated as CD40 molecule. Lineage: Eukaryota; Metazoa; Chordata; Mammalia; Primates; Cebidae. The record is from RefSeq and is a predicted model, not a curated record. Gene Ontology annotation, molecular function: signaling receptor activity; protein binding. Gene Ontology annotation, cellular component: external side of plasma membrane; CD40 receptor complex. Gene Ontology annotation, biological process: immune response-regulating cell surface receptor signaling pathway; B cell activation.
GGCGGGGCCAAGGCUGGGGCAGGGGAGUUAGCCAAGGCCCCGCUCCGGCCCCCAGUGGUCCUGCCGCCGGGUCUCACCUCACCAUGUUUCGUCUGCCGGUGCAGUGUCUCCUCUGGGGCUGCUUGCUGACCUCUGUCCAUCCAGAACCACCCACUGCAUGCAGAGAAAAACAGUACCUAAUAAACAGUCAGUGCUGUUCUUUGUGCAAGCCAGGAGAGAAACUGGUGAAUGACUGCACAGAGACCACUGGCACGCUAUGCCUUCCUUGUGGCAAAGGCGAAUUCCUAGACACUUGGAACAGAGAGACACACUGCCACCAGCACAAAUACUGCGACCCCAACCUAGGGCUUCGGGUCCAGCAGGAGGGCACUUCAGUAACAGACAACAUCUGCAUCUGUAAACAAGGCCGACACUGUACAAGCAAUGCCUGUGAGAGCUGUGUCCCGAACAGUUCAUGCCCACCUGGCUUUGGGGUCAAGCAGAUCGCUACAGGAGUUUCUGACACCAUCUGCGAGCCCUGCCUGGUUGGCUUCUCCAAUGUGUCAUCUGCUUUCGAAAAAUGUCGCCCUUGGACAAGGUGUGAGACCAAAGGCCUGGCUGAGCAACAGGCAGGAACAGACAAGACUGAUGCUGUCUGUGGUCCCCAGAAUCGGUGGAGACUCCUGCUGCUGAUCCCCAUCAUCUUGGGGAUCCUGUUUGCCAUCCUCCUGGUGCUGGUCUUUAUCAAAAAGGUGGACAGGAAGCCACAGGAUAAGGUACCCUGCACCAAGCAGAUUCCCCAGGAGAUAGACGAUCUUCCUGGCCCCAACCCUACCCCUCCAGUGCAGGAGACUUUACAUGGAUGUCAACCAGUUGCCCAGGAGGAUGGUAAAGAGAGUCGCAUCUCAGUGCAGGAGGGACAGUGAAGCUGGACGCACCCAGGAGUGUGGCCACGUGGGCAAACAGGCACCUGGCCAGAGAGCCUGGUGCUACUGCUGCUGUGGCAUGAGGGUGAGGGACUGGCACUGACUGGGCACAGCUCCUCCCUCCUGCUUGCACCCCUGCGGGUUGAGACAGGAGACUUAAGAGUGGAUGGAGAAACAGUCCGCCUUGAAGAACCUCUCACUUCAUCCCUCGAGCCCAUCCAGUCUCCCAACUGUAUUAAAGACAGAGGCAGAACUUUGGUGGUGGUGGCGGGGGCUGUGAUAUAGUAAUAUCCACCAGCCCUUCCGAUCCAGCAGUUUGGUGCCCCAAGAGGCAUCGUGGUGGCUUCCCUGCACCCAGGAAGCCAUAUAUAUACAUGGGUGCCCACUGCAGCAUUGUUUGUGAUAGCAAACAUAACUGUCCAUCAUCGGGAAACUGGCCAAAUAAAAUUGGAAUAUAUUUAUACAACAGAAUCUCAAAAACACUGUUGAGUAAGGAAAAAAGCGUGUUGCUGAAUGAUGGGUAGGAAACCUUUAAAAAAAAGGUACAUGCUUUUAUGUAUGUACGUUGCCUAUGGAUCUAUGUAUAAAUA